GGAAGGUCCAGAAGAACCCUAAAACCCUCGUCGCUUCUCUCUCCUUCCCACGGCCAUGGCGUCGCGCCUCCGCUCCUUCUCCCGCCCCGCCGCCGCCUUCCUCCGCUCCGCCGCGGGACGGAGCCCCGCCGCCUCCCUGCCCCGGACCCUCGCUCCCGUCCCGAGGGCGUCGUCCGUGGGGCGGCUGCUGGGGCUUGCGCGGUCGCUGCAGCCGCUGCACAGCACGGUGGCGGAGGCGCGGCUGACGUCGCGGCUGGGGGCGGAGGUGGCGCGGGCCGUGUCGCAGGGUACGCUCUGCAGCUCCUUCCCGGGAGUCUGAGUCUGAUAUCAUCAUCUAAUCUUUGCAUCCUGCCUAUGUAUCUAGAUGUUUUUGCUGCAGGACAACCUGAAACUCAUGAUCUCCUGGAUGUCUUGCAGAGACGGGUCUCAGCGUGCCUCGAUAACGAAAUAUUACUCCGGUGCAACCGCAGCAGACUUUCUAAGCCUUUGUUCCCUUCAAUAAUUAGUUUUAUUAUUGUGGACUGCUGUGUUAUUCAGGGAUAUCCACAAAUAUGAUACGCAUAUGACCUCACAUCUUACCUGGAAGCAACUGAACUUUUGGGGGGUUUUUUGCAUUCAUAUAAGUUCAAACGUUUAUCUUUUGUAAAGAAUCUGGUUGAAUUGGACCAACUACUGCCUGUUUCGUCCAUGUUAGAGCAAAAUUUACUUUAUAUUAGUAUGUGCUCGAACCUGGCUAUGAUUUGUCUUACCUGUGUUUAUAUACUACUAUUACAUUGCAGUUGAUAUGUUUGUGGUUCGGUAUACCUCUGGGAUCUUAAGUUGCUGCGUGUACAUGAGACAUCAUC
This is a messenger RNA of Oryza brachyantha (malo sina), 845 nucleotides long. RefSeq lists its product as uncharacterized. The record is from RefSeq and is a predicted model, not a curated record. NCBI's taxonomy places the organism in Eukaryota, Viridiplantae, Streptophyta, Magnoliopsida, Poales, Poaceae. The transcript is spliced from 3 exons. Bases 56 to 319 code for a protein of 87 amino acids.